AUGUCUUUCACAACCAUUCUGUCCUUCACCCUAUACCGAGGAAGAGUCUUUCUUAAAAAUGCACAAAAACACAGAUUUAAAGUUCUGGGUGUUGGUAUAGGAAGCAGUUUACUUGGCUAUCUAAAUUCAUGUAAAGUGUAUGCUAAAGGUAGAACUGAUUUAAAUGAUUUAAAAGCAGGUUGGAUGGCCGAACCAUUAACAGAUAUCAAUACAUUGGACCAGGAAUCUGAUGAUAUGAAACGUAGAAUGGAGAUGAUGAUAAUGAGAAUACAGGGUGAUAUAUGUAGAUCAUUUGAAAGGAUAGAAGGAAAAAGGAAAUUUUUAGUAGAUAGAUGGGAGAGAAAAGAGGGAGGUGGAGGUAUAACAUGUGUAUUACAAGAUGGGGAAGUGUUUGAGAAAGCUGGUGUUAAUAUAUCAGUGGUUUAUGGUAAACUCCCUCCUGCUGCUGUACAACAGAUGAAAUCCAGAGGAAAAAAUCUCGUAGGAACAGAGCUGCCAUUUUUUGCUGCAGGAAUUAGCUCUGUUGUUCAUCCUAAAAAUCCUCACGUACCAACAGUCCAUUUUAAUUACCGAUAUUUUGAGGUGACGUGUGAAGAUGGUAGUAAACAAUGGUGGUUUGGUGGUGGUACUGAUCUCACACCAUAUUAUCUUGAUACACAGGAUGUAAAACAUUUUCAUCAAACAUUAAAAACAGCGUGUGAUAAACAUGGGCAAGAUUUAUAUAAAAGAUAUAAAAAAUGGUGUGAUGAAUAUUUCUAUAUUACACAUAGAGGUGAAUGUCGAGGAGUUGGUGGAAUAUUUUUUGAUGACGUUGAAGAACCAAAUCAAGAAGGUGCUUUUAGAUUCGUUACAUCCUGUGCUGAAUCAGUAUUACCAUCCUAUGCUCCUAUAGUUAGAAAACAUAAAGAUGAUGCUUAUACUGCUGCUGAAAGACAAUGGCAGUUAUUACGACGAGGACGUUAUGUAGAGUUUAAUCUAAUCUAUGAUAGAGGAACUAAGUUUGGUCUGUAUACACCUGGUGCUAGAUAUGAGAGUAUUUUAAUGUCUUUACCUUUAACAGCUAGAUGGGAAUACUGUCAUGCCCCAGAGAAAGGUUCUAGAGAAGAUGAACUCAUGAAAAUAUUAAAGAAUCCUAAAGAGUGGCUUUAAAGAAUUGCUCAGAUAUAGGCAUUAUAUAAACAUAUCAUUAUAUUAGUUAUUAAUCUUAUUGAAGAUUUGUCUUAAUCACUGAGCUCUGAUUGCUGACAUGGACUGGGCUAAAAUCAAAUAAAAAGGGUUUUCAAUAUCCUGAAUCUCAUAAAACAUAUUUCAAACUUUUGCUUAGUUAUUGUAAUAUUGCUACAAACUGUAAAAUAUGUUAUUGUGAAAACUGAAUAUUCAAUUUAAUUUUUGUUACCUUGGUGAUUAAGAUAAAUGGAUUGCUUUGCUCUCUAGUCCUGUAACGUGCCUAAUUAAAGUAUCAUAUAGCUGUGUCUCCCGGUGAUUUUAGGGUAUGCGAGUGUUUGUUUGUUUUGUAUUGUUGGUUUUAAGUGUUAUAUUGUUAAGAAAAAUAGAUGUUAUAUGUGUGACUGAAGAAAUAAAGUGGCAUUCCAGCAUUUAAAUUUUUUUUUGUGUUUAGGAUACUGAGUAUAUAAAGUCCAGUUAGGAAAUGAAAUUGAAACAUGAUAUUCUAGUAGAUCUAUCGUGUUUUAUGUUAUUUUUUUUUUAUGUACUGUUUAUGACAUGUCAGUAUUGUUUGAAUGAAGUCCCAUAGUGCUAAGAGCCAGUUGAAUUUGUUAAACAUUUUGUCAAAAUCAAAUUUUUAUAAGAAUAUUAUAUUUUAAUAAAGUAUAUUUUUUGGAUGCUUAGUUUC
This is a messenger RNA of Lottia gigantea (owl limpet), 1852 nucleotides long. RefSeq lists its product as hypothetical. Gene Ontology annotation, cellular component: cytoplasm; mitochondrial intermembrane space. The coding region runs from base 1 to 1149 and encodes 382 amino acids. Gene Ontology annotation, molecular function: coproporphyrinogen oxidase activity. The record is from RefSeq and is a predicted model, not a curated record. NCBI's taxonomy places the organism in Eukaryota, Metazoa, Mollusca, Gastropoda, Lottiidae. The transcript has 13 exons.